This is a messenger RNA of Camelina sativa (false flax), 2470 nucleotides long. Its product is annotated as protein tesmin/TSO1-like CXC 3. The record is from RefSeq and is a predicted model, not a curated record. Lineage: Eukaryota; Viridiplantae; Streptophyta; Magnoliopsida; Brassicales; Brassicaceae. Gene Ontology annotation, molecular function: DNA-binding transcription factor activity.
GACCCAAAAAAACAAAAAUCGAUACGAUAUUUUUUUUUACAGAGAGACCAUUGAUUCUUAAAGAGACGUGUACGUAGAGGAGAGGUGUAUAUAUUAGAAGAAGAAACAUAAAGAAAGAGAAAGAGAGAGACAAGUAGUGACCUUUUUGUGUUUGGUUUUGGUGGCCUCUGUUGGAUUUGGUUUGGACUAUCUUCACGAGAUACUCCUCAUCUUCCCGCCUCUACUCUCCUUUGAAUCUCUUUCUCUUCUUCCUUACCCUUUUAAGUGGAGAUAGAGACAGAGAGAGAGAGGGAGAGUGAGGCAGGAGAAGUAAUGUGUAUGUGAGUGAUUGUUUUGUUGUUAGACAAAUAAAAAAAUGGAUACACCGCAAAAGAGUAUUACCCAGAUCGGGACUCCUGUUUCUAAACUCAAAUCCGAGGAUUCGCCAGUGUUUAAUUAUAUAUGUAAUCUCUCUCCAAUCAAGACUCUCAAAUCAAUCCCAAUCGCUCAAACUUUAAGCUCUCUCAAUUUCACAUCUCCACCUUCUGUUUUCAGUUCUCCUCAUGCUGUUUCUCACAAAGAGUCUCGUUUCAGAAGUCAAAUUAACAAAGAUGUGGCUGCUUCCGUUGGAGAAGAAGUAGAAGAAGAAGCUUUGAUUGGAAACGAACCGUCACAGAACGUUAAGAAUGAUUUUAGUACUCCCAAAGUGAGUAAUGAUGUGAGAGGAGGAGGCAAUGGUAGUUGUGAAGAUGGUGGAAUGGAUCUGCUGAAGAUUUGUGACAAUGUCAAGAAGAAAAGUGAUACUCCAGAUUGGGAAACUCUUAUUGCUGCUACGACAGAACUGAUCUAUGGCUCACCUAGUGAGUCAGAGGCUUUUAGUUGCUUGUUGAAGAGAAGAUCUAACUCUGGAGCUCGUGUACGUGGUGGUGGUGGUACAAUGUCAACGUCGGCGCCUGUUUCGAGUACUGUUGUAGGCAACAAUGAAACUGAGUCCUUUGAUGCGAAUUCGAUCUUGCAUCGUGGUGUGAGAAGACGUUGUCUAGACUUUGAGGUUCCAGGGAAUAAUCAGCAAACAUUGGGCGAAUCUUCAUCAAGUUGUGUAGUACCUAGCAUUGGUCUGCAUCUUAACGCUAUUGCAAUGUCCUCUAAGGAAAACAAUAAUGUUCCUAAUGAGUACUCAUUGUCCGGUAACGUUAAAGUGGGUUUGCAAAGUUCUACCUCUCCGGUUCUUCACUCGCAGCAAGAUGCAGUUCAAGCUGUAGAAGAGUUUCCAAAAUCUUUAGCUUUAGUUAAAAUGAAGCCAGCAAGUCCGAAGAAGAAAAGGCGUAAGUCUGAACAAUCAGGAGAAGGCGAGUCGUCAUGUAAACGAUGCAACUGCAAAAAAUCCAAGUGUUUGAAGCUUUACUGUGAAUGCUUUGCUGCUGGAGUUUAUUGCAUAGAGCCAUGUUCAUGUAUAGAUUGCUUUAAUAAACCUAUUCAUGAAGAUGUCGUCCUGGCUACUCGCAAACAGAUUGAAUCCCGCAAUCCACUUGCAUUUGCUCCUAAAGUCAUAAGAAACUCAGAUUCCAUCAUUGAAGUUGGUGAUGAUACAAGCAAAACUCCAGCUUCAGCGCGACACAAACGAGGCUGUAACUGCAAGAAAUCAAACUGUUUGAAGAAAUAUUGUGAAUGCUAUCAGGGUGGAGUUGGCUGCUCCAUAAACUGUAGAUGUGAAGGAUGUAAAAAUGCAUUUGGCAGAAAAGAUGGAUCUUUGUUCGAACAAGACGAGGAAAACGAAGUGUCUGGUAAAAGGGUAACAGCGAAAACACAACAGAAUGCUGAGUUGUUUAAUCCUGUUGCUCCACCUUCAACACCAAUACCAUAUAGGCAACCACUGUCUCAACUGGCCAUCUCAUCCAACAAUAGACUACUUCCUCCAGUAUCACAUUUUCAUCAUGGAGCUUCUGGAUCAUCUUCUUCUGGGAUAUACAACAUCAGAAAGCCAGACAUGAGUAUGGUUUCUCAUUCAAGGAUUGAGACAAUCACAGAAGACAUUGAUGAUGAUGAUGAUAUGCCUGAGAAUCUUCUAAACCAUUCUCCAAUGACUAACAUGAAAGCUGUGGUAUCUCCCAACAGCAAAAGGGUGUCUUUGCCUCAUCUUGAUUCAUCAGAGGAGACCCCAUGGAGAAGAAAUGGUGGCAGGAAGCUGAUACACUCGAUCCCAUCGUUUCCUUCUCUCACUCCACACCAUUAGAAGAAUUCUUUGAAUCUUUGAAAAUGUGUGAAGAAUGUCAACUUCUAGUUGGUAGUUUAACUUACACUGUUACGCACAACAUACGCAAACUUUUGAUAGAUUAGUUUUUUUUUUUUUUGUUAAAGACUUUUGAUAGAUUAGUUCUAGAGCGCAGUUACGUUUGUUUCGUGGUGAAACAAAAAUGUGAGAUUAUUUUUCAAUAUGUUCACAACAUUCGUCAACCAUAUGUGUAUAGUCAGGUACAGAAAAACCUAUAUA